Triticum turgidum subsp. durum (durum wheat) is the source of this 453-nucleotide messenger RNA. Lineage: Eukaryota; Viridiplantae; Streptophyta; Magnoliopsida; Poales; Poaceae. The record is from the annotation of a GenBank genome assembly.
AUGGUUUAUUGCCUUAUUCCACUACAGGUGAUAGAAGGAAUAAUGAAUGCAGAAGGGAGAGAACUAGAGGUCCUUGUUGGCCUUAGUUCAGAAAUAUGUAAUGUCAUUCCAGAAGACUUUGUGCGAGGGCUAGAGCAUAAUCAGAUAAAGGAAAGUUUUAUACAGAGGCUUGUCAGUGCACUUAACUCAAAUAUGGUACCCAGUGCUCAUUGUCUAGGAAUCAGGAGGGUCAUAGUUCAACAUGCCAUAUACAUGAUGGAAUGCAAUCCAGUCUACAUUAACUGUUUCAAAGAAUGCCAGAUGAUGGAAGCACUGGUAAGGGUAGAGCGUACACCUUCAAGGGCUGAAAACUACAGGUUCUUCUUGGGUGAUGCAGGAAUCAUGGAGCACAAUAUACCUCUAUCCGUGCUUGUGGCUAGAGCAAAAAAAUUGAUGGGCCAUGAGCAGUUAUGA